AGGUUGACAGCUUUGCCCUGGUGAUGCUGCUGAACACACCCUUCGCGUCUUCACAUCAGCGUUAACCGAGACGCCAAGGAGCAUUUAAAAUCUUCACCAAAUAUGUGGCGUAGUACCGGUUGACCGCAUCUGCUUGAGGUAGCUGUGAUGGCAGGGUCAAAGAUGUCUUUGCUGCUGGCUGUAGUGCUGGUCCUCUCAGUGCUGCUUACAGGAGCAACCCAUGCCGGGCCUGAGAUGGACCCAUACAAAAUCCUAGGAGUAACCAGGAGUGCAAGCCAGGCUGAAAUCAAGAAAGUCUACAAGCGCCUUGCAAAAGAAUGGCAUCCAGACAAAAACAAAAAUCCAGGUGCUGAGGAUAUGUUCAUCAAGAUUACCAAAUCUUAUGAGAUCUUAUCCAACGAAGACAAACGUGCCAAUUAUGACCGUUACGGGCAAACUGAUGACACCCAGCCUUACAGCAGCGGUCGCUAUGGUCAUCGCCACGACAGCUUCUACUUCGACGAGUCUUUCUUCAACUUUCCCUUCAACAGCAAAACCCACAGAGACUUUGCUGACAGCAAGUACACGCUGCACUUUAACCAGUACAUCAACGACGUGGUGCCCGACAGCUACAAGAGGCCGUACCUGAUAAAGAUCACCUCUGACUGGUGCUUCAGCUGCAUCCACAUCGAGCCCGUCUGGAAAGAGGUGGUGCAGGAGAUGGAGACUCUAGGUGUUGGAAUCGGCGUGGUGGAUGUUGGCUACGAGAGACGGUUAGCCAAUCACCUGGGAGCUCACCGCACCCCAUCAAUACUUGGAGUCAUCAAUGGCAAAGUGACGUUUUUCCAUUAUGCUGUUGCGAAGGAGCAUCUGAGGCAGUUUGUAGAGGACCUUCUUCCUCAGAGGCUUGUGGAGCGGGUCACAGACAAGAAUGACCUGCAGUUCUUGAACAGCUGGCACGAGCUCAACAAGCCACACGUGCUUCUGUUCGACCAAGUGCCUGUAGUUCCCCUCUUAUACAAACUGACAGCUUUUGCGUAUAAAGACUACCUGCAGUUCGGCUAUGUGGACCAGGGCCUCUCAGAGACGGCCAAUCUGCAGAAACAGUUCAAUAUCAACACUUACGCUCCGACCAUGCUGGUCUUCAAAGAGAACAUCGACAAGCCUGCUGACAUUAUACAGGCUAAAGGAAUGAAAAAGCAAAUUAUCGACGAGUUCAUGUCAAACAACAAAUUUCUGCUCGCUCCGAGGCUGGUCAAUCAGAAGCUGUUUGACGAGCUCUGUCCUGUCAAACAGUUCCACAGACGCAGGAAAUACUGUGUCCUGCUGAUGACACGGGACGAAGAGACCUUUUCUUUUGGGAACCAGGCGUUUCUCUCGUUUGCCUCCGCCAACACCAAGGAAGUCGUUAGGUUCGCCUACGUGUACCAGCGGCUACAGCAACCGCUGUGUGACAUCCUCAUGCAGAACAAGGACAGCGCACAGUCACCACCACAGGUGGUGAUCCUGGAGAGGCGUAACGCUGCAGGGAAGGCCUUGUUUAAACCCGUGACCGCCUGGAACGGCAGUGAAGAAGACAAACAACGUCUUCUGGACGAGCUGGAGCGACUUCAGAAGGACCCGUCCAUCCUCAUCCACGACGCCAUGCUGCCUGAGCUCAACAAUGAGUUUGCAUCGAUGUUUGUAAUCCGAUGGAUCUACGCGUCAUACGAUUACCUCUCUGAAGUCAUCGAUGAUAUUCUGCACAACAACUGGCGUGAGAUGAUGCCUCUUCUGUCCCUCAUCUUCUCUGCCUUGUUCAUCUUGUUUGGAACUGUGGUGAUCCAGGCCUUCAGUGACUCAAGUGAAGAUAAACAGACAAAACCAAAAGCAAAGGAUGGAACAAAAGCAGAGAAUGGGUCACCAGGGAGCGGUGCUUCAAGUCGGCCCCCUAAGAAGAAUUUUGUGGAGGUGACGGAGCUGACGGAUAUCACUUACAUGAGCAACCUGGUGAAGCUGAGGCCAGGACACAUGAACAUAGUGCUGGUGCUCACCGACGCCUCCAAGAACAUCCUCCUCAGCAAGUUUGCCAAAGAGGUCUACUCCUUCACAGGGAGCCUGACGCUGCAUUUCUCCUUCCUGAAUAUUGACAAGCACAGCGAGUGGAUGAACACGCUGCUGGAAUACGCCCAGGACGCCAUGCAGAUCGACGCAGACGAGGACGACGGUGGAGACCACAAGAUGGACUACACCGGCUACGUGCUGGCACUUAAUGGCCACAAGAAAUAUCUCUGUCUGUUCAAGCCCGUCUACACCGGGGAAGACCUUGAAGGUAAGUCAUCUGAGGACGAAGGGGCCACUACAGGGGGGAGAUCGAGGUCCAGUUCCCGCGACGACCACCCGCCGCGCAAAUCCAACCGGUCCCGCAGCAUCUCCACCCUGCAGAUCCACCACAAACUGGACCGCCUGGGGUUGUGGAUGGAAAGGCUCAUGGAGGGAACUUUGCCCCGCUACUACAUCCCGUCCUGGCCCGGACUGGACAAGAUCACCCCCUGUAAAUAGACGGAAGGACUUAGUAUUUAUCUACCGUCACACAGACAUGGUUUCCCUCUCGUGUUCUGCUGAAGUUAGGCUAGAGCUGCCUUUUUUUUUUUUGCAUUUGAGAUAUUUAUAGUUAAAGAAGUCUUUAAAAGUUGGGUCAAUAUUACAAACUUGACAUUAGUGUAACUACUGUGGGACAGGUCCUUUAGCGAACCCCCUCUAACACUCAUUGCAUGCUGUUUUCAACUGUUGCUAGUCUUAUUUUAUCCAGGCAGAUGUUGCUGCAGCUGCAGCUGCUGCUGCCACUGCCUUGUGAACAGGCAACAGAAUCACUGUGGCCACAUGUGCUCUCCUGCCCUCAGGACCAUCAGUCACUGUUACUAACCGAGGCAGGAAAACUACUGUAGUGUUCAUUGAUGAAAACUGUGAAUAGAGAUGCAUGUCUCUAACACUAAAUGUCUUUGCCUUUUUAUGCAUCUCUGCCCAUUUCUAUUUAUCUAGUUUUUUUAGUUUUAGAUUUUCUCCUGAAUGCUAACUCGCUUACACAAUAUAGCAAACUGCUGUAAUGACAUUUUUGCCUUUUACCUGGACCUCAAGGGGUUAUCCGUGUUCUUCCUGAUCAUAUGAUUGCAGAAAAAGAAAAUUAAUACCUGUUUUGUUACAUGGAAACUGUUGCAGCUGUGGUUUAUAAAUGUACGUCACUACAAACAAGAAUUAUUUAGCUAUUUAAAAACCUCAGUUAGCCAGUAGCUUUAUGUAGCAACCCUAACAAGCAGGCUGUGUAUUUCAUGUCCUGAAUGUUUUCAUACGUCAUCGUCAUGUCAUCUUGAAUUACGACAAACACAUGACAGUGAGGUCAAACUUAGUUUGUGCUUGCUUGAUUUAUUAAUUUGUUUUGUCCGCAUCAAGUGGAAAAAUGUCAUUAAUCAAAUUUUGUUGGUACUAUGUUAUGUAAAUAUUAUACAUAAUCAUGUUAUCUAUAGGACCUGUAUUUUAAAGAGUAUGUAACUUGAAAGAAAAGGUGAAUGUUUUACAUGGAUUUAUCAAAAUGCUGUAGUUAUGUUUUUUUUUCUAGUUCUCAUGAAAAUUUUCUUUUGCGAGUUAGUGUAAAAAGAACUGUCUGCUACUGUCAGAUGUUUCAGUUGGUCUUCAGUAGUGUGUUUAUCCUCUUGUUGGUUGUAAUAAAAUGCUUUAUGUUUAUUAAUUAAAACAAUAUAAAGUUUUAA
Seriola aureovittata is the source of this 3725-nucleotide messenger RNA. RefSeq names its product DnaJ (Hsp40) homolog, subfamily C, member 16 (gene dnajc16). The coding region runs from base 148 to 2520 and encodes 790 amino acids. The transcript is spliced from 15 exons. Lineage: Eukaryota; Metazoa; Chordata; Actinopteri; Carangiformes; Carangidae. The record is from RefSeq and is a predicted model, not a curated record.